UGGCAGUAAUGAGCCAAACGGUGUUUGGAUGUGCGUCAAGUCUAACGAGUCAGACAAAACGAACCCGGAUGUGCCGCGAAAUUUGAAAGAAGAGUUCAGAGAUAUUUCUUGUGAAACAGGAGGGACGUUGAGAAUGAAUCCUUCAGAGCGUUUCUUUGCAAAGCUGCGGAAACUGACUGUUUAUCUGGAGACUGAAAGCAACAAUCUCCUUCACGCAAGUCAGAACCCUCAAGACGACGAUGAGGAUGAAGAGAAUGGGGCUCAAGCUCUGUACCAGCUGCACUCUGAAGUCAGAGCAUUGAAGCGGGAAGUUCAAAAUCAGGUGGCUACACAUGAUGCAGCAAGUACUGAACUGAGGAACUUUGUAAGUAGAUGCUUGGUGCUGAAGCAGAGAACCACAGAAGACAUUGACAGGCUGAAGAAACACUAUGAGAAGUAUGGGUACAGACCACGAACAGCAAGACAGGGAAAUGCAGAGAUGAAUGGUACAAAAGAUGCAGAAAAGUUGGAUGCAGCAGAUGAAGAUGAAGUGAUGGGACAAGGGAUUUGUGAAGAGGCUCAGCAGCCUGAGACACCAGAGAAGAUGCAGCCACCCGUUGACCAGCUGCGGACCCCAAAGCUCUCCGAUUUUGGUCUGUCUGCACUCCAGUUCCAAAGAGUGCUUGGUGAAGCAGAGCCGCCCCACAGUGCCGCUCCUGUCCCAGCUGUGGCUCUGUCACCACCACCAUUUGUCAUGAACAUGCAUCCACCGCAGCCAAAGACGCCCAAGUGCUCUCUGCGUAUGGAGGAGGAUGCUCCGACCCCACGACUAGAGGACUUUGGCAUCUCUGAGUACACCAUGUGCUGGAACAAUGACUUUACCAUGGAUUUGUUCAACAAGAAACCACCAAAGACCAGCAGUGAAAGAACAGAGAAUGGUCAGAAACCCUCUCAUGUUUUCCCCACUUUGUCUUCUGGGCCUAACAAAGGUGUUGCCAACGAGAGUCUGGAAUCCCCAGAGCCUCCUGUGUUUUGCACCCCAGGAUUUAAGAUUGAGAAACACCGUGUCCCAUCCUCUCCACCACUGAAAGGAAAGAAUGACCUUGAUUCUCCUCCUCGCCCUAAUAACUGCCCUUCUACACCAGAGCUCCCUGCAUUUGAAACUCCUUUUGUCAGCAAGCUUAUAAAAAAGGACGACAGGCAGGAAGAAAGCGAUAGACACAGGGCAUCACAGGAGGGCAGCUUUCCCCUAGCAGAUCUCUCAAACACAAACAGAGCUCCUUCAUUUGAUGCUCCAGAGAUGCCAAAACUGCUACGUUAUGAGGAUGAGGCCAUACCUGAGAUGCCGUCUCUGCAGUCCCUUUUUGGGAGUUCUCUUGCUUUCAAAAAUGCAUCUAGUGAUGCUUCUGGGAUGAAGAUGGGGGCAGAUCACGUGUUAGACCUGAAGCAGACCCCUGUCCCAAUGCAUGAAAACAGCUCCAACCAGGAUUGGUGCCUUGCAACGCCAAAAGUCAGAAUGAAGUUCGCUGCAGAGCCAUGCACACCAGAGAUGCCCGAUAUAAGUUCAGUCACUCAGGAUAUUUUAAAACUUGUGGCUCAGUGCAAGUCUUAAGCACUUACUACUGAAUCUGAGCUGAUGACCAUGAAGCCUGGCUUUCAAAAAGUGGAACCAAGAGGAGAACAGCAGAUUGUGGUCAUAAAGUGAUUCUAUUGAAUUAUAUUUGAUUGUAAGAGCAAAAACUUUUAAGGACACUUUAAACCAUUUGAAAAUAAUACUUAAUAAAGAGAAUGAAUAAA
Messenger RNA from Sinocyclocheilus anshuiensis, 1776 nucleotides. It is a transcript of the gene ska3, whose product is annotated as spindle and kinetochore associated complex subunit 3. Bases 29 to 1591 code for a protein of 520 amino acids. Gene Ontology annotation, cellular component: outer kinetochore; spindle microtubule; kinetochore. Lineage: Eukaryota; Metazoa; Chordata; Actinopteri; Cypriniformes; Cyprinidae. The record is from RefSeq and is a predicted model, not a curated record. Gene Ontology annotation, biological process: mitotic cell cycle; chromosome segregation. The transcript is spliced from 10 exons.